UUUCCCCCUCAUGGAUCGGACAUCAUGAACUUUUCUUGAUCAAACCCUCAGGCAGGAGAAUGGGAAAGUUCCAGUCCAAACUGGUUUCGAAACGCAGACAGAGUCCUGAAGGUGGUAGUUUGGUUUCCAAUGUGCUGACCUGUCAAAGCGAGCUGGAGCGCAUCCGCAUCCACAAAACCAAACUGACAGAGAACUUGUACGUAGAAUUGAGGGCAAACAGGUCGGACCGUAACUGCAACCUUAAAGUGGUUCUGCCACCAAAGAAGACACCUGAUGGAGGUAACAGCAUCCACUUCCAGGUCAAUAAACAAGCCAAGAAGAGGAGCACCCAUGCUGAUGUCACAGAGUGUAACACGGUGCCUGAUGAGGACACUCAGCAGGAGUGGGUCUUCACACUGUACAACUUUGACAACAGUGACAAGGUCACCAAAGAAGACAUGACCAGUAUGAUGCACUCCAUGUAUGAGGUUAUAGGGGCGUCGGUCAAGCCGCCUUAUGGUGGCAAUACACCCAUGAAGAUAAAGCUAGUUGUCACUCCGUCAGCUGAUCCUGAGAACAUCUUACAUAUAGCAACAGAGAAGGAGCAGAGUGCGUCUCAGGAGUCAGGAAACCCAGUAAGAAGAUUAUAUUGCGUGGAUGAAAACAUAGAGCGCAGAAACCACUACCUGGAUCUAGCUGGCAUUGAAAACUACACCUCCAAGUUUGACAAUACAGAAUCUCUCUUGCAGGAGCCCAGCCAGGAUGCUCGCUCUGCUGCUAAGCACCACCCUGUGGUGAUCAGAGAGAACUACAUCUCCCCUGAGUCUCCCAGAGGCCUCUCUAUCCCUCAGUCCCUGAAAAGCAAGGCUGUGUCAGCGGGGAAAGACAGGAAUGGAGGGCAGGGAAAGUCUUGCAGAUUACACGGUCAACACCCCGCGUCAUGGUGCCAUCCUGCCCGAUCGCAGCCUGCAGCACAUACUGUCCUGCAACGUAGUCACAGCAAGAGGGUUCGCUCCAGGGUACAAGAUGCCUCGCACCUUCGAUCCACGCCGGGGGCAGAUAGGGAAAUAUUUUCCAACCUUCAGUCCUCUCGAGCACAGAGACACGAGCACCACCACGAGCACCAUCAUCAUCAUCACCAUCACCACCACCCUUCAUAA
Messenger RNA from Anarrhichthys ocellatus (wolf-eel), 1139 nucleotides. Its product is annotated as protein naked cuticle homolog 2-like. Gene Ontology annotation, cellular component: cytoplasm. Gene Ontology annotation, biological process: negative regulation of Wnt signaling pathway. The coding region runs from base 60 to 1139 and encodes 359 amino acids. NCBI's taxonomy places the organism in Eukaryota, Metazoa, Chordata, Actinopteri, Perciformes, Anarhichadidae. The record is from RefSeq and is a predicted model, not a curated record. The transcript has 9 exons.